Molecule: messenger RNA, 4299 nt
Organism: Myripristis murdjan (pinecone soldierfish)
Lineage: Eukaryota; Metazoa; Chordata; Actinopteri; Holocentriformes; Holocentridae
Gene: hyal6
Product: hyaluronoglucosaminidase 6
Exons: 4
Coding region: 109-1605 (498 amino acids)
Biological process (GO): hyaluronan catabolic process; carbohydrate metabolic process
Cellular component (GO): cytoplasmic vesicle
Molecular function (GO): hyalurononglucosaminidase activity
Source: RefSeq, a predicted model, not a curated record
ACUCAGGGACGAGGACGUUCAGCGAGCGAGAGGCCGAGAUCGAGAGCGGAGCCGGGAGGGACGGCCAGGACCAGACUGCUAAUCGCUCCAUGAGGCAUCGCUGGAGCCAUGGCGCUGACUGGUCCCCGUCUUCUGGUGCUGGCCUUGUGGGUCGCUGUCGGAGUGAAGGUUGAAGUUGGAGGCGAGCAGAUGAAGCAGGCCCGGGCUCCUCUGAUCGCACAUCGGCCCUUCGUGGUCGUGUGGAACGCCCCCACCGAGUCCUGCCGCCUCCGCUUCAAGGUGGACCUGGACCUCAGCGUCUUCGAUAUCGUGGCAAACCUCAAUGAAACCCUCAGCGGGCCGAACGUCACGAUAUUCUACCACAGCCACCUCGGGUACUACCCUUACUACUCGAGCGCCGGGGUUCCCAUCAACGGUGGACUACCGCAGAACCAGAGUCUGUCCAAGCACUUGAGCAAGGCCCGGGCUGACAUCGACAAGCUGAUCCCACACAAGGACUUCAGAGGAAUUGGCGUCAUCGACUGGGAGAACUGGAGGCCGCAGUGGGUCCGCAACUGGGGCUCCAAGGACAUUUACCGCAACAAGUCCAAGGAGCAGAUCCGGAAGCUUCACCCGAGCUGGCCAGAGAGCAAAGUGGAGAAGGAAGCGAAGGAGAGUUUCGAGAGAGCCAGCCAGGCCUUCAUGAACUCCACCUUGGUCUUGGCCGAAGGUCGGAGGCCGGACGGGCUGUGGGGGUUCUACCUGUUCCCGGACUGCUACAACUACGGGUACAAGCAGCAUCCGCAGCGCUACACCGGCGAAUGCCCCAACGUGGAGCAUGUUCGCAAUGACCACCUGAUGUGGCUGUGGAGGGAAACCACAGCCCUGUACCCGUCCGUCUACCUGGACUACGUGCUCAAAUCGUCAGCCAACACCGUCAAGUUCGUCCACUACAGAGUUAAGGAAGCCAUGAGGAUCGCAUCCAUCGCCCGUACAGACUUCACCUUACCUGUGUUCGUCUACUCCAGACCUUUCUACGCAUACACCUUUGAGGUCCUUUCAGAGAGCGACCUGGUCCACACCAUCGGGGAGAGCGCAGCGCUGGGAGUGUCAGGUGUCGUCCUGUGGGGAUCAUCAGAAUACGCUCGCACACAGAGGAACUGCCUGACCGUGAAGAAGUACAUCGACGGUCCUCUGGGUCAUUACGUCAUCAACGUCACCUCGGCCGCCAAGCUGUGCAGCAAAGCCCUGUGCAAGAAGAACGGCAAGUGCGUCCGCAAGAGCCUUGACUCGGGCGCCUACCUGCACCUCAACCCGCGGUUCUUCCACAUCCACCGCAACCCGGCGCCCAGGGGCCCCAGGUUCCACGUCAGCGGCCACCUCAACAACCACGACAUCCUGGACAUGAAGCACAAGUUCACCUGCCAGUGCUACCAGGGCUGGACGGGCGUCUACUGCGAGAUGCCGCAGGCCGCCGCUCCUCCGCCGCCUGUCGUCCCGCUGCCUCGGCCCAGAGACAACGGCCUGCUGGGAGACAUCCUGCUGCUCCUCUCCCUCCACUUCUCCUGCCUGUGCAUCAUCAUGUUCCUCGGCCUUUGUCUCAUCAUCAAGUGUCUGAUUCUGUAGAGACCAGCGCCUCAGCAGCACCAGAGCCAACGGACGUUCAUCUGACGUUUUAAUGUCUGAUGAAAAAUAUCAGUUUCAUUAUGUAGAUGUUUGGUUUAUUUUGUCCCCGGCACAACCAACACUUUAAGGGAUUUCACCUGUGGAAAUCCAUAUGUAUGUAAUGUAUUUAGUACAUCUACAUCUCUGUCGAUCCUUAAAGGGAUACGCCAUCGUUUUGCGCAAAGUCACCUUUUUCUGACUGAGACGAGAUGUUCAGUACCAGGAUAUUAACCUUAACCAGGUAGCUAAUGAAAGCUAAGCUAAUGAAAGCAAAUGAAGGUGACUAGAGCUAAUAGAGUCUUUAUGUCUUUACACGUCUUUAUGCUAAGCUAACAGGAAAUGCCACCGCUGGACGUCCAGAGGGGAACAUGGUGUCCAACAUCUGGUCUCAGUCUGGGGAAGUCGGGAAAAGGGGGAUUUUGCCGAAAAACGAUGGUCGUUUUCCUUUAAAGGCAGAGUGUGCGGUUUGUUUAGUGCUGUUUAGGAUGAGGAUGAGGAGGAAACCCCUCAGGUUCAAGCUGCGACUAAUAACACAGAGGAUUACUGUACCACUUUGAAAUGUCCGUCUGAGGUUUUCAUGUCAAAUGUUCAGAAAAACAUAAACAAUGGCAUGAAGUGCUCGUAUAUUUUGGGUUCUGAUGGGAUAAAAGAAUUUCUGUUCUUGUGAGAAGUGAGCAGCAUUCAUCAGUGGUUCCCAAGAGCGUGACGCGGUUCAGUCUGCCUUGCUCAGCAGAACUGGAGAAGCUGUGCAGCGUUCACUGUCAGCUUUGCUCUUGAACAGGAUCCAUUUGCUCUGGUGUCGCUUUUUGAUUUAGUCUCAGCUCUGGAAGCUGUAGGUGAGCAGAUGAUGGUUUUGUUUUUAAGCCGUUUCUUUGCAUCAAGUGUCACUUUCUUUACUCUAGAGGAGCAAUCUGCUUCAUUCUGCCUGAUUUGGAGACCGUGUGCUGCUUCCAGAGAGUUAACCAGCUCGUUAAUUUCAUGCAUGCUGGGUAUCAAACCCAAGCUGAUAAAAUGACUGGCAUGAAGCUCAGCGGGGACUAAAGCCUCCUCAUCACAACACAGAAACUCCGUGUUGUUGAGAGCAGUGGGUUUGCGGUUCAAAUCCCGGUUUAGCUGCACAGUAAUGAGUCAUUUUAUUUAGUAUUAGAAAAUUCAAGAGCUCAACUCUUUUCUACUGUUUUCUUGAAUCAAGUGUCAUUUUCUUGAUCCCAGUGGCUGAUCUGCCUGGUUUCAACACAUUUAGACUUGCCGUGUUUCCAGAAGUCAAACUGUGUGGAAACAAGUGGGAUUAUCUCAGAUUGUUUUUUCAGUUUCAGUGAAAAUAUGACAGUGAGUGUAAUUUCAGUUUUGGCUUGUUGUAAUGUGAUCAAGAGACUGAAUCUUCUGGAUGUGUGUCAGCAAAGUGAACUGAAGUGUGUGAUGACGAUGAGCUCUGAAUGAAGGCCGGCGGCGAGUUCACUGGUGUGUUUAGUGAACUGAGAUCAAGUUUGCACGGCGAACUCGCGAGCAAAGGACACGAGUGAACGCAGCAUGAAGUCAUGAUGGAGUUGACGUUCAUCAGAUGAUGAUUUGGACAAAACAAACACGGCUGUCAACAAAAAGCUCACGCAACGAUCAAUAAAUCAAUGAAGUUUUGGGAAAGAGCUUUGGAAAACAGUUUAUCCAAUCGUAGGCGGUGAGAGCAAUUUGGUGUCCUGCCCCAAAAACUAUAAUGAGCAUGGAAAAGUUUGCUGCUGCGCUCUCCCUCCCUGACAUUACACACACACACACACACACACACACACACACACACACACCGGCCCCUCCGACAGCUAAUCAGCUGUUGAGCGUAUUUACAGUUUGGCGACAGCAGUGCAAUAAGUCAGAUGAGUCACACGGCCUUGCAACACAGCGAGCUCGUCUGCGGCUGCACGGGUCACAUGACCAAACAAUAGUCCUGCUGGCUCGUCCCAUGGGAAAGGGAGGGGCGCCGGCCUGCAAAUACCGUUUUGGAUAAUGAACCACGAGGAGGAGGAGGAGGGGUUGUUUUGAAGGUGCUUUUGCAACUGCUGGAGGUUGUGUCUGUGUCUGAGUGUGUGUGUGUGUGUGUGUGUGUGUGUGUGUGUGCAGGCGGUGGGGUGGCUGACUGUCCACAGUGAGGUUUUCGUCAGCCUAAAUGACCACAGGGUUUCACUCCUACUGAAGGCAGCAGUCAAAACAAGGUGAGCGGUGGAGUGUGUGAGGUGUUGCGGUCGGCAGGCGCUGACCUCACACACGUGUCAUCACGGCUGUCAGGGAGGGAGGGGCCGCAAACCUGUCCCUGCUCUGGACCCCCAAGCUGACUGUAAACACACCAUGGACCCACGUUGGAAGUCCCUAAAGGUACGACGGCGUGUUGGUGCCACUGCAGGGAGAAAAAAAUGACACAGCUGGGGGAUGGGGGUAAUACUCUGAGAAAAAAAACAAUUUCCAAGAUUAAAGUUGUAAAUUUACAAGAAAAAACUCUCUAAUUUAUGAGAAAAAAAGCUCAGGAAAAUACUUGUUUUAUGCUUCCCUUUCUUAACCUCUUACACUCCUAAAGGCGCUUGGAUCAGCUUCACUCUGCAGACACUGCUGCUGGCCGUUUCCCAGGCCUGCAGCUGAUCCCCUCAGCAGAUUCUGCUCUGACAUGGGAUU